Messenger RNA from Darwinula stevensoni, 2074 nucleotides. The record is from the annotation of a GenBank genome assembly. NCBI's taxonomy places the organism in Eukaryota, Metazoa, Arthropoda, Ostracoda, Podocopida, Darwinulidae.
UGUCUAUAAACUGAAAAGUCAUGUGUUGUUUGUAGAUCUAGUCCAUACCAAUUGCAAGAAACAAAAGUUAAAGAGCAUUCCAAAGAGAACCCAUGGCAUCCUCACGUCUCUACACCAAAGUGGAUGAGAAGUGCUGGUCUAUAAUAUAUAGCCCUCAGUAUGAUAUGAAAAUCUGCGGUCUGGAGAAGAUUCAUCCUGCCGACUCCUGCAAAUAUCAGCAUAUAUUUGAGCAUCUGAAGAAAGCAGGAAUGCUUACAGAUAAGAAUCAUGCUGUUCCCCUUGAAGCCAAUGAAGAAGAACUGCUGUUGGCCCAUGGCAAAUCUUAUCUGAAUUCUCUAAAACAUCUGAAGAAAGCAGGAAUGCUUACAGAUGAGAAUCAUGCUGUUCCCCUUGAAGCCAAUGAAGAAGAACUGCUGUUGGUGUGGAGCUACAAUGUUAUGGCGAUAUUGGAAGCCCCCUUCAUAUUGUUGAUUCCAAAUUACUUCAUCCAGCGUUUUGUUUUGUCAAAAUUCAGGUACCAUGUUGGAGGAACAGUGCUAGCUGGAAAGUUAGCCAUGGAAAGAGGUUGGGCCAUCAACAUCGGUGGUGGUUUACACCACUGCUCAGGGAAUUCAGGCGGCGGACUCUGUCCCUACGCUGAUAUCACGUUGUGUGUUUACAUGGUCCAGAAAAAUUUCUCCCAAGUGAAAAAGGUCAUGAUCAUUGACUUGGAUGCCCAUCAGGGAAAUGGUCACGAACGAGACUUUAUGGACGAUAAAAGCAUUUAUAUCUUCGACAUGUUCAACAGUAGCAUAUAUCCUGGAGAUAGAGAAGCCAUGAAAGGCAUCACCCUCCCAGAGAAACUGUCUUCUGGAACAGAUGACUCUACCUUCUUGAAUCUUUUAGAAAGGAAUUUGGAAAAAGCCUUCAAAGAAUUCUCACCUGACUUCAUUCUUUACAAUGCUGGGACAGACAUCAUGGCUGGGGAUCCCACAGGACUCAUGGAAAUUUCUGAUAAAGGGGUAAUCAAGCGUGAUGAGCUGGUCUUCCGUGAAGCUUAUUCCCGCCGAAUCCCAAUAGUCAUGGUGACUAGUGGUGGCUUUCAACGGAGGGCAGCUGCCGUGAUAGGCGACUCCAUUCUCAAUUUGAGAGAUAAGGAGUUGAUCACUAUUGAACCAUGGCCUGAAUUCACUCAUUCCAAAGAUGGCAAUGAAAGUUGAGUGUGAUAUGCUUGGUGCCUAAAUUUGAGAUCCAUGUCAAAACAAUACCUGCAAUCAUAUGAAGCUGUGAUUCCUGUGAUUCCCAUUAAAGUACCUUAUUCAUUUGUCUCUUAAGUACAGGUAGGCCUGUAUAACUACUGGAAGGGUGUAAGAAAUGUUUCUGACUUAUUCAGAGCUUCUUAAUUGGAAUUAUCUUUGAUGAGUUAAACUAUUUUUAUGAAAUGACCUAGAGGGAGAGAAGCAAUUAUUCUCUACUGACUGAAAAAUUUUGCAACCCUGAUGUUUGUACUUAAGUAUAAAAGUUUCUCUUAUGGCCUAAUGCUAUGGACAAUAUAAGGCAGGUUUUAUUACUUUCAUUCCUUGUCUGUAACAUCAGCUAUAGGCCAACUCAUAAAUAGGCCUGGCUGUUUUCACGUGGUUUUGUUUAACUAGCCAGGGGAUGUGCCAAACACCCUCAACAACUAUGCUUUUUUACCCUCAGGCUGGUUCUGUUGUGUCCACAGAUAAAUGGACUGUGUGCAAGGAAUUGUCUGUGCUUAAUGGGAAGACUGUGAUUUAAACCCCUUGUGCAAUGUUAAUCUUCUAUAUGGUACAAGGUUCCGGUGACUAAAUGUUCUCCUUGGUGAAUGUGAUCAAUUAGGAGAAAACUGUAAGUCACAUAUAUUGAUUUUGAUCAUUUUUGCUUUUGAUUCUAGUUAUAGCAAAGAGAUUUGAACUUGGCUGACUUGAUGCAUUUUGAUGAAAAUAUUUGGCAUGAGAAAUAUAACUCUGGCAAUUGCCUUCAUCUUACUGAGUUGGGACAACUUGAAAUGUAUUUGUUGAUAUUGAAUGCUGUCAAUCUUUUUUUGUUUGUCAUUGUAAGUUUCGUUUCUAUU